AUGGCCACCAAGGAAAAACUCCUCCGCUUGACGCUCAUGCAGUACAAGAACCCCAGCCUCUCCGACGAGGAAUUCCAAAAACACUGGAGCGAGCACCACGCACCAAUGGCCUCUGGCUGGCUAGCACGUAAUGGAAUCAUUGGCUACACUCAGUAUCACACUCCCCCCGAGAAACGCAACCUAGCCUCUAGCCUCGCCGAGACGGUGGGAGCCACUGUCGCGCCGUUUGAUGCCUACAUCGAGUUCAUGGUCCACAACGUCGAGGAUCUGUGGAAGGCCACUUCGGACCCGGAGUAUCCUGUCAAGAUGCAGCCUGACGAGCAGUACAUGUUUGAUCACGGCAAGAUGCAGGUCACGGUUGGGUGGGUCGAGGUGUAUGUGCAGGACGGAAAGGUGGUCAAUAUUGUUGAUGGCAAGUCGGCCUUUACUCAGUAG
Trichoderma virens Gv29-8 is the source of this 435-nucleotide messenger RNA. RefSeq lists its product as uncharacterized. The coding region runs from base 1 to 435 and encodes 144 amino acids. The record is from RefSeq and is a predicted model, not a curated record. Lineage: Eukaryota; Fungi; Ascomycota; Sordariomycetes; Hypocreales; Hypocreaceae. The transcript has 2 exons. Gene Ontology annotation, molecular function: oxidoreductase activity.